AUGCCGCAAACAGAUGCAGCAUCUCAGCAAGCCAGCGCCUACCCGAGCAACAUCCUCCCGCAGUUUCUCUACCUUGGCAGCUAUGACAAUGCGUCAAGAUCAGAGCUCCUCAAGACUGUGGGCAUAACCCACAUCCUGAAUACGGUGCCCUCCUGUCAGCCACUCUACAAAAAUUCCUUCACAUAUCACACAGUCAGCACGUCUCCACCAAGCUUUGAGGAGUGCUUCGAGUUCUUAGAUUCGGUGUUUGCUGAGAGAGAAAAGGAUGGGAAGGAUGUAAGAGUGCUUGUGCACUGCAUGAAGGGGGUCUCACGGUCGCCUGCGAUAGUCAUUGGAUACCUCAUGAAACACCGGAGGUGGCGGCUGUGCGACUCCUACAAAUGGGUCAAGGAGCACAGGACCGCCACACAGCUCACGCCAGCUGAGGUGGAAAGACUGCAGAACUUGGAGAUCCAGCUGCUGGGCUCGACCUCCACUGGAUACACCCCCAGCAGCGCAGCUUCAUCAGGCGGUGGCAGCAACAGCGCUGCUCCCUUUGGCCUGUCCACCCAUGCAGAUUUCCAGUGGGCCUGGCGGGAUGCGCCGGCGCCGCCGCCUGCAACCUUCGUUCCAUCUCCCAUCCAAAGCAUCGGCUUUGCGCAGCAGCAGCCGGGAGGGUUUGUGUUUGGUGGCGGCCGGGCGCAUGACAGCACAGAGCCUGCUAAUAGCGUGGCCAUGGAGUCUUAG
Molecule: messenger RNA, 726 nt
Organism: Coccomyxa subellipsoidea C-169
Lineage: Eukaryota; Viridiplantae; Chlorophyta; Trebouxiophyceae; Coccomyxaceae
Product: phosphatases II
Exons: 6
Coding region: 1-726 (241 amino acids)
Biological process (GO): auxin-activated signaling pathway; protein dephosphorylation; abscisic acid-activated signaling pathway
Cellular component (GO): nucleus
Molecular function (GO): MAP kinase phosphatase activity; protein tyrosine/serine/threonine phosphatase activity
Source: RefSeq, a predicted model, not a curated record